Molecule: messenger RNA, 1430 nt
Organism: Drosophila persimilis
Lineage: Eukaryota; Metazoa; Arthropoda; Insecta; Diptera; Drosophilidae
Gene: FMRFa
Product: FMRFamide-related peptides
Exons: 2
Coding region: 103-1164 (353 amino acids)
Biological process (GO): neuropeptide signaling pathway
Source: RefSeq, a predicted model, not a curated record
AACAAGUGUGUGUGUGUGUAUGUGUGGCAUCCAGAGAUACGCACGAGCGGCAUAAUCUAGUCCUCCAGAGCCAGCCUUUUGUGGCCCCAGAAGACAGACAAGAUGGGCAUUGCCUUGAUGUUCCUGCUGGCGCUCUACCAGAUGCAGUCGGCCAUCCACAGCGAGAUCAUUGAGUCGCCCAAUUUCGGUUCGAAUGCCCUGCUGGAGUCAGACACGGAUGCGGAUCAGGGCUCCAGUUUUCAGACGGGCCAUAGGGAAAUCCUUCAAGAUGCCGAAGAGAAGCCGGAUCAAACAGAACAGGAGUUUCGGUAUCCCAUCUCGGCCAUAGGCAUCGACUAUGCCAGGAAUUCGGUGAUUCUGCGUUUCCAGAAGCACGGCCGAAGGCAGCGCCUCAAGUACGAUCCGGAGCUGGAGGCCAAGCGUAGGUCCCUGCAGGAUAACUUCAUGCACUUUGGCAAGCGGCAGGAGGAGCAGAUGCCUCCAGACGAAAGCUAUGGCUCUGAUGGGGAAGAGGGUAUGGUGAAGCGGUCUGACAUGGAUCGCUAUAGUCGCGAUCCCAAGCAGGAUUUUAUGCGAUUCGGUAGGGAUCCGAAGCAGGACUUUAUGCGCUUCGGCCGGGAUCCGAAACAGGACUUUAUGCGUUUCGGCCGGGAUCCCUCUGAUUUUAUGCGGUUUGGAAGGGCUCCAUCUGAUUUUAUGCGGUUUGGCCGGACCCCCUCGGACUUUAUGCGAUUCGGCAGGACUCCAUCGGACUUCAUGCGCUUUGGACGGUCGGACAACUUCAUGAGACUCGGACGCAGUCCUCACGAGGAGCUGCGAAGUCCCAAGCAGGACUUCAUGCGGUUCGGCCGGCCAGACAACUUUAUGCGAUUCGGACGCUCUGCUCCCCCAGAGUUUGAGCGCUAUGGCAAGAUGGACUCGAACUUCAUGCGCUUUGGAAAGAGCGCCAAUCCGGCUGCCCCACCCGCUUCAGGAGCUCCCGAGUCGAACCAGACAAAGUCGCAGCCAGCCAGCAACCAGCCCGGCGAACGGAGUCCCGUGGACAAGGCCAUGACUAUUCUGUUCAGGAAACAGGAACAACAGCGGCAGUCCAAGAGCGGCGAACAGACCGAACACACAGCUGAGGGUGGGAGCGUGGAACAAGAACAGUUCUACGGUCAGUAGAGAAACACCCCUACCAUAGUUCUCAUCCAUGUAAAUAUUAUCUGACAAGACCACGCUCGGAAUGUAAUGAUUAUGAUAUGAAAUGUAUUGAAAUAUAGAACUCUUAAAAUACGUAUUGCCCUCUUCCCUCGUCAAACUCUUGAUAAACGCCUAGGGUGUGAAUUUUUAAUGGGGCUGGAUUAAAAAUUCACCACGCUUUGAUCUGAUCAAAUUAAAAGUUGACACUCCACAAAUACUACAUAUAAAUACACACUUAAUCGAAUAUA